AUGAAGCUCGAUACCAAGCGGCUAGCUUGGGUGUUAUUGCCAUGGACGGUGGCAUCCAGUCCAAUCCCAGCCGAAGAAAGAAUUGCUGUACCAGAUGGCUCUACUUAUGCCAUUCACAUCUUCAAUGCUCUGCAUAACUCCAUGAAGAUGUUCGGCAGCGUCAUGCAGCACAAUGGGAUGUCCGUCUUCAUUGCCACGGUCCCUCAAGGAACGGAAUUCUACCACGGUACCUUCAGUGCAUAUCGUAUCAACGGAACUGAGUGGCUGGCUUUUGAGCCGGAGCAUGCCAUGGCUUUUGCCCAUCCUGGUCGGAUUCGUCGUCAACAACCCUCUAGGGGCAGUACGGAGGAAAGCCAUGAUAAGAAUUGGAAAGGGUUAGUUAAGCAUGCAAAUGAUUUCGGAUUGGAGACUGGCAGCUGGGUGCAAGAUCAUGCUCGGCACCGCGAAGAUGUGAAACCAUAUCGUGCAGAUUCUCGUGGUCACGCAAAACACCACAAGCUUGACAUGACUACUGAAAGCACGGCUCACCAAGGCCACUUCACUCGCCAAUGGAAGAGAUUGCAGUUAAUGGUUCAGUAUUUCCUAACUGAUCAAGGAGAAUCCCAGAGAUUAGAGGUGGAAAGUCUCAGCUCGCAAGCUCUUCCUGAAUCUCACGAUGGUCACCAUAACAAGCCUGGCCACCAGAAUCAGUCAGACAUUGAGGAGCAUCAAGAACAGUCAUCUUCCAUGCCCACCGAACCUACAGCUGAAGAACAGACGGGAUAUUUUCACACCUAUCGCACUAAGCGUGAACUACGUCUAGUCUACUUCGAUGGACAGUCGGCUGCGAAAUCUCUCAAGGGUACCCUCGACAUGCAGGAUAUUGUCCUUCGAAACGCAUCCCUCUUCGAUGGCAGCCCAGCAGAGGAUGACAACCUGCGUGCCGAAGAUCUGUGUGCCAUGGCCCGCGAUCAGUGGAACAGUCGUAUUGACGGAUUCAUUCGAAUGGUCGGUGGCUUCGAGGUCAUUCUCUGCUCUUUCGCCGAUAACCUCGACGUUGUGAGCAUCCUCAGCACCUACCCAUCGCGCAAUGGCGACGGAGGAUCCCACCUCGGCUAUGCCCGGGCACUUGCUACCCGAUUCGAUGGCAUUGGGGGUGGCAGGGUGUCCAUCAACUACGACGACUUCGUCACGAUGUUCGCAUACCCGGACGCAAUGUACUUCGACGAUCAGGGCCUUCCCCGGGUGGUCGACGAUGCUGCAAAGCUGGGGUCCGUACGCGCACACAUUGACCGACUAGUCAGAGGACCUGACGCGACAACCCCCAGUAUUAACUGGCAAAACGUCGUUGACAUGAUCAUUACCAGAUACCAAUACCGCAUUAGACUGGCAUUGUCUCCAGCCAUUUCAACUCACCAUGAACUUCGGCGUGAGCUUCACCUCGCUAUCGAGCCAUUUAUCGACGCGCGUGCGCGCAACUCGACUGCGGAGACUGAGCGCUGCGCCAAGCAGUUCUGGGUCUCUGGUGCUGAUACUACCACUGUCCCGGCUCAAGCAGUUUCUCGGGUCUCGGAGCGAUUGUGCUCGAGCUUGGUUGCUGGCGCGAGCGCAGAGACUUAUGAAGAGGGCAUUGCAAUCAUUGAGGAGUUAAAGCACUACUUGGAUUGGGCGGUCUUCCGGGAGUGCAAUAAGUGCAGGAUAGACGAGGUUUGUCAGCUCCCUAUUUGGCCCUCUGGCUCCAAGGAGGAUUUCGUUCGGCCGCGGUGUGGUACCGGUCUGGCUCAUGGCUCGGGUGGCUAUUGGGACAUGAUGGGUAAGAUCCGUCGGCAUUAG
Aspergillus eucalypticola CBS 122712 is the source of this 1812-nucleotide messenger RNA. RefSeq lists its product as uncharacterized. NCBI's taxonomy places the organism in Eukaryota, Fungi, Ascomycota, Eurotiomycetes, Eurotiales, Aspergillaceae. The record is from RefSeq and is a predicted model, not a curated record. The coding region runs from base 1 to 1812 and encodes 603 amino acids. The transcript has 2 exons.